This is a messenger RNA of Alternaria arborescens, 2019 nucleotides long. RefSeq lists its product as hypothetical. The coding region runs from base 1 to 2019 and encodes 672 amino acids. Gene Ontology annotation, biological process: telomere maintenance via telomerase. The transcript is spliced from 5 exons. Gene Ontology annotation, molecular function: telomerase RNA binding; telomeric repeat DNA binding. Lineage: Eukaryota; Fungi; Ascomycota; Dothideomycetes; Pleosporales; Pleosporaceae. Gene Ontology annotation, cellular component: telomerase catalytic core complex. The record is from RefSeq and is a predicted model, not a curated record.
AUGCGGUAUAUCUUUCCCCGUCAAUUCGGCUUGCACAAUGUCUUCACCUCCAAGGUAGAUCCGCGUGAGACCGCCAUGCCGUUCAUGGAUUACACGCUGCGCGAGAAAGACAUACACAGUAGAAUGUGCCGGGAGUUGGGUAGCGAAGCUACCAAUGCUGAGAAGAUAGUCAAAUGGAAACAGCGAACGCCCAAGAGGCUCCGAGGUGACGCUGUCAGGUUGGUUGAGAAACUUCGAGUGCGGAACCAGCGGUGUUCGUACAUGGAAAUGCUUCGACAUUACGCUCCAAUCGAGGGGAUGCCUUUGUCAACGAAGCCAGAAUGGAGGAAGAGCGUUUUCCAGCCGGUCGUAAAGACAACUAAUUGUGAAAAGAAGAGUCAGUAUACGUCCGAAACUCGCACCGUUCAGCAAACAUGUUUCACAGAUCUUGCGUGUCCAGCGGCACACGUCUCAGCUUUUUGUCGUGCAGUCAUCUCUAAGGUCAUACCCGAAGGCUUCUGGGGUAACGAACACAACAAAAGCAAUCUCAUGUAUUGGGUAGACCAGUUCAUAGAGCUUCGAAGAUUUGAGUCGGUCAAUUUGCAUCAGGUCACACAGAAUAUACAGAUCACGAAAAUAGCGUGGCUGCGCCCACCCGGCCACAACGACGACACAAAAAUUUCCAAUUCCGACCUGAGCAAACGCACAGAGAUGUUUCUUGAGUUCGUCUACUGGCUCUUUGACUCUUUCCUCAUCCCUUUGGUUCGCACGAACUUCCAUGUAACCGAAUCCAAUGCACACCGGAACAGGCUUUUCUACUUCCGCCAUGAUGUCUGGCGACUAUUGGCAGAGCCUGCUCUGUUGGAGCUGCGUACGAACAUGUUUGAAGAAAUGCCGACAGAAAGCACAGAAAGACUGCUGUCUGCACGUCAGCUCGGCUUCAGUAACAUUCGUCUUCUUCCUAAGAGGCAAGGCUUCCGGACUAUCAUGAACCUGAAGAGAAGACAGCAAGUAAUGCGGUAUGGGACUACGAUGCUUGGUCGAAGUAUAAACGCGGUAAUGACACCGGCUUUUAAUGCGAUCACCUAUGAGAAAUCACUACGGCCCGAACAAUUUGGCUGCUCACUGUUCUCUGUCGGGGAUAUGUUUCCCAGGCUUGCAUCUUUUAAGGCUUCAUUGCGACAACGGGGACUUGGCAACACUCGGCUUUAUUUUGCCAAAGUUGACGUGCAGGCUUGCUUCGAUACCAUACCGCAGUCACGCUUACUGCGUAUGAUCGACAGUCUCAUGUCGAUCCAAGCUUACAAGACGGGCAAACAUGUGGAGAUAUCUCCUCUUCCCUCUCUACAACGCCUUGAUGGUAAACAUGUGGAUCCAAUGCCACUGAAAAAGUACAUUCCGCACACUGAUGCAGCAACGGAUAUAACGCCUUUCAAUCAACUGGUGCAAGAUAGGCUGGCAGGCAAAAAGGCCAACACUAUCUUUGUCAACACCGACUUACAACGGCAUGAGACUAAAGAUGAUUUGAUGCAGCUCCUGCAGGAGCACAUAGAGAGAAAUGUUGUCAAGAUCGGGAAGCGCUUCUAUCGCCAGAAGACGGGCAUACCCCAAGGGUCUGUUUUGUCGAGCAUCCUGUGCAACUUCUUCUAUGCUCAGUUAGAACGCGAUGUCCUCGGAUUCGCACUUGAUGACGACUCUUUGCUACUUCGUCUGCUUGAUGACUUUCUUCUGAUCAGUAUCAACGAAGAGUACGCGCGGCGCUUCGUACGUGUCAUGCACAAUGACCAUCCAGAAUACGGCGUAGUAAUCAAGCCUUCAAAGUCAUUGGCGAACUUUGACGUGAUGACAGAGGAGGGGACCCGGAUAUCAACAAGCGGCUCAGAUGGCAAAUUCCCGUACUGCGGCGUCUGCAUCGAUACAACGACGUUGGAGAUCAGCAAGAAGACAGAGCGCCCUACGAAGACCGGUGUUGAGGACUCUCUGACUGUAGAUCUGACCAAAAUGCCCGGCCAAACGUUCCAUCGCAAAGCUCUCAAGUAA